This is a messenger RNA of Drosophila suzukii, 2522 nucleotides long. RefSeq names its product DNA mismatch repair ATPase Mlh1 (gene Mlh1). The record is from RefSeq and is a predicted model, not a curated record. Gene Ontology annotation, molecular function: ATP-dependent DNA damage sensor activity; mismatched DNA binding; ATP hydrolysis activity. Gene Ontology annotation, cellular component: MutLalpha complex. Gene Ontology annotation, biological process: mismatch repair. Lineage: Eukaryota; Metazoa; Arthropoda; Insecta; Diptera; Drosophilidae.
CGCAAUCAAACGGUCACACUAGUUUUUGUUUACAAUAAUUACCGAAAGAUAUUGCGCCAUGGAGCCGGGCGUCAUCCGGAAGUUGGACGAGGUGGUGGUCAACCGAAUAGCCGCAGGCGAGAUCAUCCAGAGGCCCGCGAACGCCCUGAAAGAGCUGCUCGAGAACAGUUUGGACGCCAAGUCGAGUCACAUCCAAGUGCAGGUUAAGGCCGGCGGUCUGAAGCUCCUCCAGAUCCAGGACAAUGGCACUGGGAUACGGCGCGAGGAUCUGGCCAUCGUCUGCGAACGCUUCACCACCUCCAAGCUGUCCCGCUUCGAGGACUUGGCCCAAAUAGCCACGUUCGGGUUUAGGGGAGAGGCCCUGGCCAGCAUCAGUCAUGUGGCGCAUUUGUGCAUCCAGACCAAGACGGCGAAAGAGAAGUGCGGCUACAAGGCCACUUAUUCGGAUGGCAAGCUCCUGGGACAGCCAAAACCGUGUGCCGGAAACCAGGGAACCAUUAUUUCCAUCGAGGAUUUGUUCUACAACAUGCCGCAAAGGAGACAGGGGCUCCGUUCGCUUGCGGAGGAGUUUCAACGACUGUCCGAUGUUCUGGCCAGGUACGCUGUCCACAAUCCCCAUGUGGGCUUCACUCUCCGCAAGCAGGGCGAUGCACAACCUGCCCUGCGCACACCAGUGGCCAGUUCCCGGUCCGAAAACAUUCGAAUUAUCUACGGGGCAGCCAUUUCCAAGGAGCUACUGGAAUUUAGCCACCGGGAUGAGGUUUUCAAGUUCGAGGCUGACUGCCUGAUCACACAGGUCAACUAUUCAGCCAAGAAGAGCCAGAUGCUCCUGUUCAUUAACCAGCGGUUGGUGGAGUCAAUAGCUCUCAAGGCCGCCGUGGACUCGGUGUAUGCCACCUACCUGCCUCGAGGCCACCAUCCCUUCGUCUACAUGAGCCUCACGCUACCGCCCCAAAAUCUGGAUGUGAAUGUUCAUCCCACCAAGCACGAGGUGCACUUCCUGUACCAGGAUGAAAUUAUAGAAAAAAUCAAGCAGCAGGUAGAGGCCCGACUCCUGGGCAGCAAUUCCACGAGGACCUUCUACAAACAGCUUCGACUGCCAGGAGCUCCAGACCUGGAUGAAACGCAGGCAGCGGAUAAAACACAGCGCAUCUAUCCCAAGGAAAUGGUGCGCACCGAUUCCAGUGAACAAAAGCUGGAUAAGUUUCUGGCGCCUUUGAUCAAAGUUGAGUCAGGUGUGUCGCUCAGUUCCUCCCAGGAGGCUCCUCCUCUGCCAGAGGAGAGUUUUCGAGUCACUGUGGCGAAGAAAUCCCGAGAAGUGCGCCUUAGCAGCGUGCUGGACAUGAGAGUCCGGGUAGAGCGGCAGUGCAGUCUUCAGGUCAGAAGCAUCCUCAAGAACAUUGUCUAUGUGGGUUGCGUAGACGAAUUCCGCUCACUAUUCCAGCAUGAAACGCGCCUUUAUAUCUGCAACACCCGCUCCUUCAGUGAGGAACUCUUCUACCAGCGGCUGAUUUACGAGUUCCAAAAUUUGUCUGAGAUUACUAUAAAUCCGGCGCUGCCACUGAAGGAGCUCCUAAUGCUUUCGCUGGACAGCGAGGCCGCUGGCUGGACGCCCGAGGACGGCGAUAAGGCUGAACUGGCUGCCAGUGCUGCUGAGGUACUGAUUAAAAAGGCUCCUAUUAUGCGGGAGUAUUUCGGGCUGCGCAUCUCGGAGGAGGGCAACGUGGAAUCUCUCCCCAGUUUGGUAGCCCAGCAUCGUCCCAAUGUGGCCCACUUACCAGUUUACCUUCUGCGCUUGGCCACCGAUGUGGAUUGGGAGCACGAGGCUCGUUGUUUCGAGACAUUCUGCAGGGAAACAGCUCGAUUUUAUUCCAAAUUGGAUUGGCGGGAAGAAUCGGCUGGAGCACAUUCCAGAUGGAUCACGGAACAUGUCCUAUUUCCAGCCUUUAGAAAGUAUCUCCUGCCACCGCCUCGUCUCAAGGAAAAAAUCUUCGAGCUCACCAACCUGCCCACGCUUUACAAGGUGUUCGAGAGGUGCUAGUAUGCAUUUUUAAUGUUCUUUUUUGUUUAACAAUAAUGCUUUAGAAACAAGAUCUCCUGGAUCAUAACAUAUUCAACUAUAUUGAUAUAUUUCAGGGACCGUAACCGGUAUAACUCUUACUUUUAAAAUCAAUCUUUAAUCGUUAUUUAUCGCCCUUUUAUUUAUAGGUCAUAUAGUAACUGUAUUUUUCAACUUUAAUAUAAAUGUCUUAAAAUAACAAUUAUUUUCUGGUUAAAAAUUAAAAGCCUUCCCGUAACAUUUGUUCAAUGACUUAAAUGAAAAGAUAAAAGUCUAAAUAUCUGUUAUUCGAAGACUUUUACUAAAAAAUUUAUUAAAUAGUUAUUUAAUGAUCAAAAAUAUACAAGUCUUUAAUAUCUGUUGCCAACAGAAAUAACGCAGAGAGGUCGUCUGUUGGAAUUUGGUUGGUUAUAGAGAAUUAUGGAUGGUUUCAAAUGGUUAGCAAUAAAAAUUUGUUAAAAUA